This is a messenger RNA of Antrostomus carolinensis (chuck-will's-widow), 2667 nucleotides long. RefSeq names its product NK-tumor recognition protein. NCBI's taxonomy places the organism in Eukaryota, Metazoa, Chordata, Aves, Caprimulgiformes, Caprimulgidae. The transcript is spliced from 5 exons. The annotation marks the transcript as partial. The record is from RefSeq and is a predicted model, not a curated record.
AUACUCCCGAGUGAUAAAAUCGUUGUACCACCAAUUGUCCCAGAAAACCUCCCUGUUAUACCCUUAAGUGACAGUCCACCACCUUCAAGGUGGAAACCUGGGCAGAAACCAUGGAAGCCAUCUUAUGAGCGAAUUCAGGAGAUGAAAGCUAAAACAACCCAUUUAAUACCCACGCAAACUAAUUACAGUUUAAUGGUCAUUAAAGAGACUAAUACUUCUUCCUCCUACCGGAAAAGAGAAAGGAGUUCAGAUAGCGACCGAAGCGGUUAUUCCAAAUAUCGUAGUGACAGAAGCUCAGAUAGUUGGUUGAGAUCAAGGAGCAGGUCCUCUCGAAGCAGGUCAUACUCAAGAUCUUAUACGAGAUCUAGAAGUCCAUCUAGCUCCAGGACUAAAUCUCGUUCUUCUGACAGAUCACCGUCACUGAGUAAAUACCGCAGUGACAGGUCGGGUUACAGUGAGUCAACCUCUUACUAUUCCCUUAGCGAUGAUGAGAGACACAGAAACAACAGAAAAACCACAGCGAGUGAUCAAAAAACUCGAUCUCUUAAAAUGAGGCAAGAAACAAGCUCUGAAAGUACUCUCCCUUAUAAGACUCCCUAUGAUGAGUCUUCUCAAGGAUUGAAAGAGAGUGACAGUUUAUCAUCUUCAGACUUCUCCACUGGCAGUGAACGUUCUGCCAAAAUGCAAGUAGCCCAAGAAAAAGAAGGUCGUUUUCAAUUAGAAGGAGAUACUCAGAAACAGGAUAAAAAUAACGUAAGUUCUGAGAGAGGGGAGGAGAAAUCCAAACAUGAGUGGGAUUCUGAUCAUGCUAAAAAGAAAGCAGCUAAGGAGAAAUCUUCUGAGCAACCUAGAGGUGGUGCAAAAACUAAACGAAAAUCCUAUUCGAGUAGUAAAUGGGACUCUGAAUCAAAUUCUGAAAGAGGAGGGACAAGGUAUAAUAGAGGAGAUUCCAGAUUCUCCUCUAGUAAAGAAGAAGGAGAAGCCACAUCAGGGUCUGAUACAGAACUUAGCGUUACCAAAAGGAUAAAAAAACAAUCAAAUUCUUCAGAAGGCUUUCUGGAUUCUGAUGGUACCUGGAAGAAAAGCAAACGGUUGUCACCUUCUGAAUCUGAGAGUUCUUGCUCUAGCUCAACAAACGUUAGAGGAAAGUCAAAAAAACACAAACACGGAUCAAAAAAACCUGUUAAAAAAUCACAUUCCAGAAAAGCAAAAGAAAAAUCAAAAGGGAAAAAGGAGAAGAAACACAAAGUUCAGAAAAUAAAAGAAACGUUUCAUUGGCAGCCCCCCUUGGAGUUUGGUGAAGAUGAUGAUGAUGAGAUAAAUGAAAAACCAGUUACCAAGGAUGAGAAAAAAGAAAAGCAGCUUACCAGGGACAUAAAGGAUAAAAAACAAGUUUAUGAAAAAGAUGAAAUAAUCAAAGAUAAAAUGGGAAAUAGUGAAAAGUCUUGUGUGGAUGAAAAGCUUUCAGGUAAAAACAUUAUGUGUGAUAGCUCACCUGAUCGCAGUAACCUUAAUAAAGAUAGCAUCGAAACAAACACUUCAACCAGUGUUUUAAACUCAGGAAUAAAUGUGACCACUUGCAAAAAUGAGAUUAAACCAGCUGAAGAAAGUAACCAGAACGGCUUGGAAGAUGUUAUUCAGACAGAUGACAGCAUGGAGAUUUGUACUCCAGAUCGGAACUCACCAGGGAAAUUGGAUGUGGACAUUUUGUCUCCUGUCAUUCUCACUGCUAAACCUCAGGCUCUAAGUGCUAAUGUAAACAAAGAUUUACAGGUUGAGACCCCUGAACAAGAUGUUGUCAAACUAGGAAACAAUAUUAUCGACUUUCUUAAUAUUAAAGAAGAAAAAGAAAAAGAAAUAGAAAUGGGAAAGCAAGAAAGUAACUCGGUCCCUGUGUCAGGUGUUAAAGACUGUAGUUUAAAAAGUGAAAAUACUGAAAAUAUGCAAAGCAACACGGUAGAUAAUAAAUGGAAACCUUUGCAAGGUGUUGGUAACUUACAACCAGCGACAAUCAGUGCUGCUGCAGAAGUUAAGAAUGUAGCUUCAGCACCAGAACCUAAACCAGCAGGUUUAAGAAUUGAAAUAAAAGCUAAAAAUAAAGUAAGGCCUGGAUCUCUCUUUGAUGAAGUUAGAAAAACAGCACGGCUAAAUCGAAGGCCAAGGAACCAAGAAAGUUCCAGUGAGGAAGAGUCUCCAAGUAGAGAUGACAAUAGCCCAUCCAGGAGUCUCAGUAGGUCACGAAGUAAAUCUGAAUCUAAAUCCAGUCACAGAACAAGAUCCAUAUCUUAUAGUCACUCGAGAAGUCGAUCCCGAAGUUCUACCUAUUCAUAUAGGUCAAGAAGCUACACAAGAAGUCGAAGCAGAGGAUGGUAUAGUAGAGAUCGAUCAAGAAGUCGCAGUAGUUCUUACCACAGUUACGAGAGUCGUAGUCGAACCUAUAGUAGAAGUAGAUCCAGAAGUAGUUCUUACGGUCGUCACAGUCGAUCCAGCAGGUCGUACACAUACGAUAGCUACUACAGCAGAAGUCGAAGUAGAAGUAAAAGGAGUGACAGCUAUCGAAGAUCUAGAAGUUACGAUAGGCGAUCCAGAUCAUAUGGCUCUGACAGUGAAAGUGAUCGCAGUUACUCUAACAACCGAAGUCCCAGUGAAAGCAGCAGAUACAGCUGA